Molecule: messenger RNA, 1603 nt
Organism: Panicum hallii
Lineage: Eukaryota; Viridiplantae; Streptophyta; Magnoliopsida; Poales; Poaceae
Product: transcription factor CSA-like
Exons: 3
Coding region: 240-1442 (400 amino acids)
Source: RefSeq, a predicted model, not a curated record
CCGGCUCGGCCACUCACAUCAACACCACCUGCCUGCCUGCCUAGCUACGCCUCCAUAUCCGCCUGCCUGGCUGACUCAUCAGUUCUUCUCUCUCCGAUCGAUCUCCCCUAGCUGUAAUUUCUGAUCACGCGAGAGAUUGGCGAGCAAGAUCAAGAGCAGGUUUAACUUCUGAGAUCUAGCUAGCUAGCUCGCUCGCUUGGGAGACUAGCUAGAAGAGGAUCGAGAGCUAGCUGCUAGCCAUGGGGAGAGCGCCGUGCUGCGACAAGGCGAGCGUGAAGAAGGGGCCGUGGUCGCCGGAGGAGGACGCCAAGCUCAAGGCCUACAUCGAGGAGCACGGCACCGGCGGCAACUGGAUCGCGCUGCCGCAGAAGAUUGGGCUGAAGAGAUGCGGGAAAAGCUGCAGGCUGAGAUGGCUCAACUAUCUGAGGCCAAACAUUAAGCAUGGUGACUUCACAGAAGAAGAGGAGCAUAUCAUUUGCAGCCUCUACAUUAGCAUCGGAAGCAGGUGGUCCAUCAUUGCAGCGCAGCUGCCGGGACGAACGGACAACGACAUCAAGAACUACUGGAACACCAAGCUGAAGAAGAAGCUCCUCGGCAAGCGCGCGCCGUCCCGCCGCGCGAGGCCGAACCAGGCGGAUCCCUACCUCGCCGCAGCGGGCGGCAACAUGUGCAGCACCAGCGGCGGCGUCAACAACGGCAGCAGCGCCACGGCGGCCACGCCGCAAGCCCUAAGCGCGUCGGCGCUCGAGCGCAUCCAGCUCCACAUGCGCCUCCAAGCAGGCCUCUACGGCGCGUUCGGCUGCGCCACUAACAACGACAACGCCGCCGCGGCCGCGGCCGCGGCCGCGCCACAGUGGCCGAAGCACGAGACGCUGCUUCAGACGAACAAGCUGCUCCAGGGUUCGCUGCCGACCGAUGCCGUGGCGACGACAGUCAGCGUGCAGCAGCCCCAGCAUUUGGUCGACCAGACCGGCCUCGCAGCCGGCGCCGGUGCGGCAGCCAUCGAAGCCGAGCACCAGCUCAGCUCUGCCGCCGGCGCAACCUACAUGGCGCCGCCGGGGAGUUUCGAGCGGCCCAAGCUAGGGUUUUACUCGGCACCCGCCGAGGCCGAGGCCGCCAGUGCAGAGAUGACCCCAAGCCCGAUGGUGGGCGUCUACGGCGCCGGCGGCUUCGGACCCCACCACGACGAGCUCUACGACUUCCUGUACAGCAAGUACGGAUCUCUCGGCGGCGGCGUGGCGCAGGGCGGGCAUGCGCAUAUCCCGCCGCUGACGGAGCUGCAGUGCCCGGACGCCGCCGCCGCCGCCGUCGGCGCCGACGAGAAGUUCUCGACGUGGGCCGCGUCCUGCGACUACGGCACGGCGGCCGGUGGCCAUCAGCUCCAUGGGAACCCCAUCAGUAGCAGCCUGCAGGAUUACGUGCUGGGCGGCUACGAUCAAUGAUACUAGGGCUAGUUUUUGCCGUGUUGUAUUAUACAUCCAAUCCAAUUCAUAGUUGGUAAUUAAUUCGGUAUGUGUAUGCUUGAUUCUCGAUCGUUGAGGUUAAAACUUACUUGUUCAUAUAUAUACUUGUACUGUAUGUGAAUGGAAUGUUGAGUCAAAAA